UAGCGUAGCGCCAUUUUCUCAUUUCAUGCAACCCCGAGCACUGCACAGGUGAGGGACCAAACCAACCCUAUUUCCCAUAUUUUAUUUGCCAAUCAGAGACAGAGAAGGAGGAGAGAGAGAUGUGUGUGCGCGCACGCAAAAACACUAAUAAAGAGAGGGUAUAGAGCUAGAAAAACCAAAAGAACUGAAACUCCUUCGUAGCUUUCAUUUGAAGAUAGCUGAAAACUCUCUGUGGCUUUACCUUAUCACACACCACAGUCUCUUUUACAAUGCUUCUACUUCUUCUUGCUUCUCAACACCACUAAGAACAACAUCACAAAACACUUGUCCAUGGAGUUUGACCUUGAAAACCCUCUUGGAAACUUCCACGACCUGCCCUGUGACGCUGUCCCUUCCCUCUUUCUCAUUGAAUCUGACCACAUCCCACCUCCGAAUUACUGUCAGUCUCUUAAAGCCACAGACUUUGACAUUUCUGUUAGAAGAGAUGUCGUCUCUUUUAUCUCGCAGUUGUCCUGCACCUUCGAUCCAGUUCUUCCUUACCUAGCUAUCAACUAUUUAGAUCGCUUCCUAGCUAACCAAGGAAUUUUGCAACCAAAGCCAUGGGCGAACAAGCUCCUUGCAAUCUCUUGCUUUUCUCUAGCUGCCAAGAUGUUGAAAACAGAGUACUCUGCCACUGAUGUCCAAGCUCUUCUAAACCAUGGUGAUACUGUCAUUUUUGAGACACAAACAAUACAAAGAAUGGAAGCCCUCGUCUUGGGGACUCUUCAGUGGCGAAUGCGUUCGAUCACCCCCUUCUCUUUCAUUCCUUUUUUCAUCAAUCUGUUCGGCCUCAAAGACCCAACAUUGAAGAAGGUUCUGAAAGAUAGAACAUCUGAGAUUAUAUUGAAGUCACAAAGAGAGAUAAAGGUUUUGGAUUUCAAGCCAUCAAUAGUUGCUGCUUCAUCCCUUCUUUAUGCUUCACAUGAGUUGUUUCCCUUCCAAUAUCCAUGCUUCUUAAGAGCAAUAUCCAAUUGUUCCUAUGUUAAUAAAGAAAGUGUGAUGCAGGGUUAUAAUGUCAUACAAGACAUAGUAAGAGAGGAGUACGAAUCUGUGUUCAAUGUGAAUUCAAGUUCAGAUACACCGGUUAAUGUGUUAGACGAGCAUUUUCUGAGCAUGGAAAGUGAAAAAACCAACGGAAUCAACGUUGCUUCCACUAUGAUACAAAAGCAGGACUUGAAGAGAAGGAAAGUCACCGAUUAUGGCAACAAUUGCACGGUCCAGUUUUCUCAUUUUCACCAAUGCUGAAGUACCAAAACUGAAGAAGAUAACAUUUAAUCCUCUGGUCCAUCCAAGA
Abrus precatorius (Indian licorice) is the source of this 1333-nucleotide messenger RNA. Its product is annotated as putative cyclin-D6-1. The coding region runs from base 331 to 1284 and encodes 317 amino acids. Gene Ontology annotation, cellular component: cyclin-dependent protein kinase holoenzyme complex; cytoplasm; nucleus. The record is from RefSeq and is a predicted model, not a curated record. Lineage: Eukaryota; Viridiplantae; Streptophyta; Magnoliopsida; Fabales; Fabaceae. The transcript has 6 exons. Gene Ontology annotation, biological process: regulation of cyclin-dependent protein serine/threonine kinase activity; mitotic cell cycle phase transition. Gene Ontology annotation, molecular function: cyclin-dependent protein serine/threonine kinase regulator activity.